This is a messenger RNA of Brachypodium distachyon (stiff brome), 1703 nucleotides long. Its product is annotated as CASP-like protein 4U1. The transcript has 3 exons. Bases 70 to 1392 code for a protein of 440 amino acids. The record is from RefSeq and is a predicted model, not a curated record. NCBI's taxonomy places the organism in Eukaryota, Viridiplantae, Streptophyta, Magnoliopsida, Poales, Poaceae.
UCAGGAGAUAAAGAGAACUGCAAAGCCGGUUUUGCAGAACAGCAAAAGCCAACGAACAGGUCGGCAAGUAUGCAUGAUACUAGGAAAAGGAAGAAACGGAAAACAAAAGGAAAGAAGGAGGGAAGGAAGGAAGCAAAUAAACCGAGAAGGCAGCCAACACGUAACCUCCGAUACUUAACACCCCAAGUCGAACUGAACCAAUCCCUCCUAUUGAUCCGCCCACGCGCAUCGGUCGCACGCGCACACAUGGCCGAGACUCCCCGUGCCCGGCCGCCGGUGAGGCCGCCGCCGCCCGUCCCCGUCCCCGUGCCCGUGCCCGAGCCGCGGACGCCGCCUCCGGAGUCAUCGCCUUCCACGCCGGGCGAGGACUACCACACGCCGACGCCAUCGCUGGACGAGGCGCGGGAAGAGACGCCUCCAUGGCAGCAAGAAGAAGCCAACGGGCGAGCAUCCGCCACCAAGAGCCCGCCCCUGUCUCCCGUGCGCUUCCCUUCGCAGCAGCAGCAGCAGCGCCUGCCCCCGCCGGACUCCCCCACCGGCAACGGCGAAGAAGGCCCGGCCCCGGCACCGGGCCGCCGCCCGCAGCUCCGCCUCGCGACCGGCCUCGUCCGGACGCCGUCGCAAGGGUCUCUCGCCAAUAAGUCUCCCUCGCCAUCGGUGACGCCGCCGUCGCCGCUGACCCCUGCUCCAGCCGCGAACGGCAACGGCAAGAGCGCCCAGAGCACGCCGAAGCGCGCGGAGGCAUGGAAGCAGCCGCCGCCGGCCACGCCGAUCUCGGUGCCGUUCGACCCGGACGAGGAGGCCAUCACGUCGCCACUGCAGCUCGGCAAGGCCCGGCUCGACAGCCAGCGCUCCCACGCGCCGGGAGCGGCGGCAGAGCAUAGAGGCGACGGCAGAGGGGUGCCGGCCGACGUGGCCGCGGUGGCCGCGGUCGGGGAGAGGAGGCCGCUGUCGGCGGGGCUGCGGGUGGCCACGGCGGUGCUCAGCCUGGCGUCCUUCGCUGUCAUGCUGAGCGCCCGGACGUCUGGCUGGGACGGCGACUUCUACGGCCGCUACGUGCAAUACAGGUACGCCAUCGGGGUCAACGUGAUCGUCUGCGUCUACUCAAUUGCGCAAGCCGGCGGUGAAAUCCGCCGUCUUGUCUGGCCGAGGUUCAUUUACCGGAGCAUGUCAAGCUACUACGUCAGCCUGUUCCUUGAUCAGGUGUUGGCGUAUCUCCUGAUGUCGGCGUCGUCGGCGGCCGCGUCGCGCAACGAUCUGUGGGUGUCGAGGUUCGGCCAGGAUGCCUUCAACAAGAAGAUCAGCAGCGCGGUGUGGCUCUCCUUCCUGGGCUUCCUCACGCUUGCCGCAAGCUCGCUCAUCUCCACGGCUAAUCUCUUCAGUAUGGUCUGAACCUGAUGGGGUUCAUUCCCGGCCCUUUCGGAAUGUUGCUGGGUUACUACGUACUACCGGUGUUCUUGUUCGUCAUGUAAAUUUUGCAGUUCAUAUUGCUACUACUUAGCCACAAGUAUACGAUUUAUACGUUGUUCUUGGUUCUGACCUCUGACUCGUCAGGAAAUCAUAUCUGAAGAGAAAGUAUUGUAGAAUUGCCACAGAGACGACGUCCUUCCUUGGUGCUUUAUAUUUCAGUACUUGUCGCUGCAUACUGUAUGUCAUUACCCCAGAAAUGAACACCACACUCUGAAACCAGAGAUGUUUCUUAA